Messenger RNA from Microthlaspi erraticum, 420 nucleotides. Lineage: Eukaryota; Viridiplantae; Streptophyta; Magnoliopsida; Brassicales; Brassicaceae. The record is from the annotation of a GenBank genome assembly.
AUGGACAAGGGUCACAUCCGGGAAAGCAUGAGCCCUUGUGCUGUUCCUGUUCUUCUUGUGCCCAAGAAAGAUGGGAGUUGGCGCAUGUGUGUGGAUUGCAGAGCCAUCAACAAUAUCACUGUAAAGUAUCGACAUCCUAUCCCUAGACUUGAUGAUAUGCUUGAUGAGUUGCAUGGCUUUGUUGUGAGUGCAGAUGGAGUCAAGGUGGAUGAAGAGAAAGUUGCUGCCAUUAGAGAAUGGCCGAGCCCUAAGACAGUGAGUGAAGUCAGAAGCUUCCAUGGCCUAGCUGGGUUCUAUAGGCGGUUUGUCCGUGAUUUUAGUACCUUGGCCGCACCUCUGACUGAAGUCAUCAAGAAAGAAGUUGGAUUCAAGUGGGAGAAAGCACAGGAGGAUGCUUUCCAGCUCUCAAGGAUCGCUUGA